Molecule: messenger RNA, 1302 nt
Organism: Clonostachys solani
Lineage: Eukaryota; Fungi; Ascomycota; Sordariomycetes; Hypocreales; Bionectriaceae
Source: the annotation of a GenBank genome assembly
AUGGGUGUCCCGUACGCUGAUCCUCUCUGGGUAUCAAGGGGCCAGAGUCCAUACUACCAAGACAAGCAUGUUGCUUUGAGGAAAAAAAUCAGGUCUUUUGUUGAUGAGAAUAUACUCCCGUGCUGUGAGGAAUGGGAGGCGAGUGGUUCAAUUCCUCAAGAGGUCAUCGCGAAAUUUGCAGAAAACGGGCUCAUGGCCGCCUCAAUAUUCCCUCUGCCAUCUGAGUAUAUGGAUGGUAUCCAGCUCCCUGGGGGAAUUAGCCCCUCAGAAUGGGAUGAAUUUUGCGAUCUAAUUGUGAUGGAUGAGAUUGCACGGUGCGGCUAUCUUGGAGUUAUAUUCGGGCUCGCGUGUGGAAACAUCAUCGGCCUGCCUCCUGUGAUUCGAUUCGGAACGCCCGAACAGAAGCGAAAGUUUAUUCCUGAUGUCUUGAAAGGAAAGACCAGGUUCUGUCUCGGGGUGACUGAGCCGGACGCUGGUUCCGAUGUCGCCGGCAUCACCACUACAGCUACUCGGCGAGGAAACAAAUACGUGAUCAACGGUGCGAAGAAAUGGAUUACAAAUGCCAUAUGGGCGGACUACUGCACCGCGGCUGUGAGGACCGGAGGUCCAGGACAAAAGGGAAUCUCUGCAAUCGUCAUUCCGCUGGCCUCCCCCGGGAUAACUCGCAAGAAGCUGUUCAACUCGGGAGUCUCUUCUAGUGGGUCGACUUACAUUGAAUUUGACAAUGUUGAAGUCCCAAUCGAGAAUCUGAUUGGAGAAGAGAACCAAGGUUUCCGAAUCAUCAUGUCAAGUAUAACUUCUCACACUAUUAUCCUGCAUGGGCAUUUCAACCACGAACGAAUCUGGCUAUCUUGCAUGGCUUUGCGUCUCGCAAGAGUAUGCGUUGAGGACUCCUUCAUUUACGCGUCAAGGCGCGAGACGUUUGGCAAGAAGCUUCUUUCGAACCAAAUUAUCAGGGCCAAAGUGGCAACUGUAGGGCGUGAGCUGGAGGCGGGCCAGGCGUAUCUUGAGCAAUUGGUCUAUAUGCUGGCCCAGUCUCUGAGAACAACCGGAGUAGAACCUACGGGCAUUGGCGGCCUCCUGGCAAGCUCAAAAGUGCUUUCGUGCAGAGUACUAGAGCACGCUGUUCGCGAAGCCCAGCAGAUAAUGGGAGGUGUCGGUUACUCUAGGGGCGGUAGGGGUGGACGGGUUGAGCAAAUCAGCCGCGAUGUUCGUGUCAUGGUAGUUGGCGGUGGGAGCGAAGAGAUUUUGACGGAGCUUUCUCUAAACCAGGAAAUGAAAGCUUUGGGUAGUAAGCUGUAA